Naegleria gruberi is the source of this 1347-nucleotide messenger RNA. Its product is annotated as c-24(28) sterol reductase. Gene Ontology annotation, cellular component: endoplasmic reticulum membrane. Gene Ontology annotation, biological process: ergosterol biosynthetic process. The transcript has a single exon. Bases 1 to 1347 code for a protein of 448 amino acids. Lineage: Eukaryota; Heterolobosea; Eutetramitea; Acrasida; Naegleriidae. The record is from RefSeq and is a predicted model, not a curated record. Gene Ontology annotation, molecular function: Delta24(24-1) sterol reductase activity.
AUGAGUACAACAGCUAAAGAGGCCACCGUUAAUCGCAAAGAUAACGGCGAAGAUGUUGAUGAAGGAAGAGAAUUUGGUGGACCAUGGGGAUGUUUGGCCAUAAUUAUUUUCUCUCAUAUAAUCCCAUACUAUUAUUGGUAUUGUUUGGAAUUCAACAAUUCUAAAUUAGUUUGGUUCUGGGAUGUUGAUUGGCAAUCUGCUUGGGCUAUUGCCAAGCCAAAUUGGACUGCUUUUAAUAUUUAUAUGGGAUUUAUUACUUUUGAAGGAUUGUUGGCUUGGUUGAUUCCAGGUCACUUCCAUGAUGGUCUCCCACUCAAGCAUGAAGGAAAUAAGCGUCUUGUUUACAAUUGUAAUGCUAUUCAAUCUUGGUAUAUUCUUUUGAUUACUGUUGCUGUCUUGUACGUUACUGGUAUUGCUCCAAUUUCCAUGUUGUUGGAUAAUUAUGCUUCAGUUUUAACAGUUGCCAUGAUUUUCAGUAAUCUUGUUGCUGCUUUCACUUAUUUCUAUACUAUUGCUAUUGGAAGACAACAUCGUAUGUCUGGUAAUUUUAUUUAUGAUUACUUUAUGGGUGCCAUUUUGAACCCUAGAUUGGGUCCUUUGGAUUUGAAGAUGUUUACCGAAGCCAGAAUUUCUUGGGUUUUAUUAUUCAUGUUGACAAUUUCUGCUGCUGCCAAACAAUUUGAACAAUUGGGUUAUAUUACAGGACCAAUGAUCUUUAUGAUUACUGCCCAUUUCUUGUAUUGUAAUGCUAUUAUGAAGGGUGAAGAAUGUAUUGUUUCAACUUGGGACAUUUUCUAUGAAAAGUGGGGUUGGUUAUUGAUUUUCUGGAAUUUAGCUGGUGUUCCUUUCGUUUAUUGUUAUUCCUCUAUUUAUAUUUUGAAGAAGGGUACUGAAAUUGAUCACCCAAUUUGGUACAUUGCAAUUCUAUUUGCUGCUUUAUUGUUUGCUUACUACAUUUGGGAUGUUUCUCAAAGUCAACGUAACAGAUUCCGUAUGAAGAAGGCUGGUACUUUCCAAGUUAGAAAUACCUUCCCACAAUUACCAUGGGGAACCUUGCCAGACAAUGCCAAGGCAUUGAAGACUAAAGCUGGAAGUGAAUUGUUGGUUGAUGGUGUUUGGGCCUAUGCUAGAAAGCCACACUACUCUGCCGAUAUUAUUAUGGCCUUGUCAUGGGGCCUUAUCUGUGGAUUUGGAAGUUUCAUUCCAUACUUUUAUUUCUGUUUCUUUACUGGUAUGAUUAUUCACAGAGCUCACAGAGAUAUGGAGAGAUGUAGAAGAAAGUAUAAGGAAGAUUGGGACACAUAUUGCAACACUGUCAAGUAUAUCUAUAUUCCAGGUAUCAUCUAA